AUGUCUCAAGUCACCAUCACCGCCCUCCAAGCCGAGCAUCACCCAGACGGCUUCGCCAUCUCCCACCCAGCCCCUCGCCUUUCCUGGCGCUUCGCCUCCUCUACCUCCAAGCGCUGGAAACAAGCCUCAUACCGCCUCACCAUCACGCAUGAGGGAGCGAAGGAAGAAGUGUACCAAGUGAACAGUGCGGAGAAUGUGCUCGUUCCAUGGCCUUCGAGGAAGCUGUUGUCGAGGGGAAGGGCGAGGGUCCAAGUGCAAGCUUUCGGUCAAGAUGGGGAGGGGACAAACACAAUCGACCUCACGCUUGAAGCUGGUCUUCUCCUGCGUUCCGACUGGUCAGCAGAACUCAUCUCCGGCCCUCCUCAAGACCCCGAACUCCCCAAAAUCCCCUUCCGCCUCGUCAAAACCUUCUCCCUCCCUUCUCUCAACCCUUCUUCCCCCGUCCGGUUUUACACAACAGCUCUCGGUCUUUACUCGUGUACCUUCAACGGUACCCCCGUCGGCGACCAUGUUCUCGCCCCAGGCUGGACAGAGUACAACGACCACCUCCGUUACCAAACCUACGACAUCACCUCCCUCCUCCACCCCGGCGAAAACACUAUCGAAACCUACAUCGGCGAGGGCUGGUACGCAGGCAGACUCGGCCGGCCUGGGAAGCGAAACAACUGGGGCGAGAGGCUGGGAUGGAUGGGGCAGAUCGAAGUGGGAAAGCAAGUCGUGCUGAGGAGCGAGAAGGAAGGGUGGCAGUGUUUGGAUGGGCCGGUCAAGAGGGGAGAGAUCUACAAUGGCGAGACCUUCGACUCUUCUUACGACUAUUCCCACCCCGUCUUCUCCCCCGUCGAGAUCCUUCCCUUCCCCACCGCCAGCCUUCUAUCCUCUGACGCCCCUCCCGUCCGUCGCGUACAAGAGAUCAACCCUAUCGAGAUCAUCACCACCCCUUCCGGCAAACACGUCCUCGACUUUGGUCAAAACUUGGUGGGCUGGCUGCGUAUCGAACGAGACUUUGAGGGAGGGGGCGAGGUGGUUUUGAAGCAUGCGGAGGUGCUAGAAGACGGAGAGCUGGGUAUGCGGCCGUUGAGGACUGCCGAGUGCGAGGAUCGGAUCAUCUUGGGCGGCGAGACGAAAGGGUGGGAGCCCAAGUUUACUUUUCACGGCUUCAGAUAUUUGGAAGUGGAAGGCAUCAACCCCACCCCCAAAGACUUUACCGCCAUCGUCAUCGUCUCCGACAUGCAGCGUACGGGAUACUUCAAGUCGGACCACAAAGCUAUCAACCAGUUGCAUGAGAAUGUCGUUUGGGGUAUGAAAGGCAAUUUUGUAUCUGUGCCUACCGACUGCUUCCUCUCAGAUUGGCUUCUCGACCUCUACGCCUCCCAAAAAACCCACUCCGGCGUUCCCCCAACCGUCAUCCCCUACGUACCCCCCAACAAAUUCAACUCUCAGCUCCCCAAACCGCAAGCCGCCUGGGCUGACGUCGUGGCGCUCCUCCCUUGGGAUCUGUAUAAGAGUACGGGGGAUGUUGAGGUUUUAGAGCAGGGGUGGGAGGGGAUGAGAGCGUGGUUGGACAAGGGUGUGCCGAGAGGGGAGGACGGGAUGUGGAGUGGGGAUGCAGAGUUGUAUGGGGACUGGCUAGACCCCAACGCGCCUCCGCAAUACCCCGCACAUGGCCGUACCGACACCCACCUCGUCGCCAACGCCUACCUCGUCCACGUCACCCGCCUCGUCGCCCACAUCAGCACCCUCCUCUCCAAACCCCCCUCCAUCAUCUCCAAAUACACCUCCGACGCCAAACGCCUCCAUACCCUCUUUCUAGACGAAUACGUCUCCCCAAAAGGCAGACUCGUAUCUGAUACCCAAACGGCUUACGCUCUCGCGCUCAAAAUCGACUUGCUCCCUGAUGAGGCGCAGAAGAAGACAGCGAGGGAGAGACUGGCGUUUCUGGUGAGAUGGAAUAGUUUCAAAGUGUCGACGGGCUUUGCGGGGACGCCGAUCCUUUUGACAGUGUUGGCGGAGGGGGGCAUGGAGGAUUUGGCCUAUAGGAUGUUGCAAGAGAAGGAUUGUCCGGGGUGGCUUUACGCUGUCGGGAUGGGCGCUACUACAAUUUGGGAACGCUGGGACUCAAUGCUCCCCGACGGCAAGAUCAACCCCGGCCAAAUGACCUCUUUCAACCACUACGCCCUCGGCGCCGUAGCCCACUUUAUGCACAAAUACAUCGGCGGCCUCUCCCCCCUCACCCCCGGAUGGAAACGCGCCCUCGUCAAGCCCAUGGUCGGGGGCACAGUCCGGAGCGCCGAGACGAGCUUUGACUCGGCUUUGGGGAGGUAUGCGGUCAAGUGGUAUGUGGUGGCGGACGAGGGAAAGAUGCAUGUGGAGGUGCAAGUGCCGCCGAAUGGAGAGGCGAGGGUGGUGUUGGAAGGGGUGGAUGAGGUGGUUGGGAGUGGGAGGUAUGAGUGGGAGGUGGAGUGGAAGGAAGAUGGGAGGUGGCCGCCGAGGGGGAUCCGGGGACCGCAGAGUGUGGCGAUGCCAGAUGAGUAUGUACCAUAG
This is a messenger RNA of Cryptococcus amylolentus CBS 6039, 2541 nucleotides long. RefSeq lists its product as hypothetical. The transcript is spliced from 6 exons. Gene Ontology annotation, biological process: carbohydrate metabolic process. Bases 1 to 2541 code for a protein of 846 amino acids. Lineage: Eukaryota; Fungi; Basidiomycota; Tremellomycetes; Tremellales; Cryptococcaceae. The record is from RefSeq and is a predicted model, not a curated record.